Molecule: messenger RNA, 957 nt
Organism: Vanderwaltozyma polyspora DSM 70294
Lineage: Eukaryota; Fungi; Ascomycota; Saccharomycetes; Saccharomycetales; Saccharomycetaceae
Product: Tkp5 protein
Exons: 1
Coding region: 1-957 (318 amino acids)
Source: RefSeq, a predicted model, not a curated record
AUGGAUGUUGAUACUGCUUUCUUAAACUCGCAGAUGGAAGACGCAGUCUAUGUCAAACAACCUCCUAGUUUUAUUGAUUCAGAUCCUGCUCACGAAGGUUGGGUUUGGAAGUUAUAUGGUGGAAUGUAUGGUUUAAAACAGGCACCUUUGUUUUGGAACAAGCAUAUUAAUCGUUCCCUGACUGCAUUGGGUUUUACUCGAAAUGAAAAAGAGUUUGGUCUCUAUUUCAAACAAACUGCGGAUGGUCCUUUACUUAUUGGUCUUUAUGUCGAUGACUUGUUGAUUGCUGCUCCCUCUCCCCGAAUUCUGUCUUUGACCAAAAAGAAACUACAGGAACUUUAUUCCAUGAAAGACCUUGGACCUGUUUUCAAAUUUCUCGGGAUGAACAUCACUCAAUUCUCCAACGGUAAUAUUACUCUGUCACUUGCAGACUAUAUUGCCAAAGCUGCUCCUGAUCAACAAACUCCUCUCCACAAGAAAGUUCAUAUUCCUUUGUUCCCUACUAUUAAUUACUUCGACGACAACUCCCCUGUCGCUGAAAAUGUUCCUGCUUAUCAGAGAAUUGUCGAUCAACUCAUUUUUAUUGCGAAUGCAGGUCGUCCUGACAUUGCUUACUCUGUUUCUCUACUCCCUCGCUUCCUUAAGGAUCCUCGAGUUGUUCAUGUCUAUGCUGCUCAUCGAGUUAUGCAAUAUCUGUAUACUACUUGUUUCCAGGGUCUCAGUUAUCGCGCGGGCUCGCCGCUUCAGCUUACUGUUUAUUCCGAUGCUUCGCAUGGCUCUUUAGCGGAUAUGCCCUUCUCAACGGGUGGUUAUGUCACUCGUCUAGCUGGUGGUUGUGUUACUUGGUCCUCCAAAAAGAUUAAGACGACGGUCUCUCUUCUACCGAAGCCGAAUAUAUUUCUGCUAGUGAAGCUGUUAAAGAAAUUGAAUGGCUCUCAAACUUGUUCAAGUAUAUGA